UAUUUACUGAGCGUUUAAAAAUAGAACAGUGCAUUUAAUUUGUGAGUUAUUGAGCCCGAAAGUGUUACGUGGGACACCCGGUAUGUACAAUGAAACUAUUGGGAAAAAGUUCAGAAGAGAUAACGGAUGAGUCAAGGUUUCUGUAAAACAAAUCAUUAUCAUAAUUAUACCUACACUGUCUGAUAAACGAUAAACUUAUAAAUUAAAUGAAAUAAACUAACCUUAUCUAAGAAAUCAUCGGAAAAAUGUUUCCCUGACCAGACAGGUAUCUCAGGUUUCCAAUUGACGUGAUUGUUUUGCGGUGGAAGGGCUCACAAAAUUUUGCACUUUAUUUGUGACGUAUAGUAGAUAAGCUGUCUCGUUUCUACAUUGUGACAAGUUAUAGUGAGACAUGGAAUCACAUUCUUCGACAAUUGUGCCAAUACAGAAUGAUGACGAAAAUAUUCAGACGUUAAGGUUUGACGAGGCCCACGUCGACCACGAUAGACACCUAGACCAUCGCGAAGGCGCAGUUAACCCCCAGAAUCCGAAUAAUGCCGAAUCAGAGGAGUCAAAUUUGCAAACUAUGUGGAAAUUGUGGUGGCCGCCUAGUUUCGGAUUGAUAAUUAUUUCUUGUAUCCAAUUAUUUUUUUUCUUGAUUGAUGAAAUAAUUAAAAAUGUCGACUCCACGAAUUCUGCGACGGGACCCAUAGCCAAGCUGUUUACUUAUGACCCGAUGAAGAGAUACGAGUUUUGGAGGUACUUGACGUACAUGUUCGUGCAUAAAGAUUAUGGACAUUUUAUUUCAAAUCUGUUCCUCCAAAUCGUCUACGGCAACUUUCUUGAAAAGAACCAGGGCUGGUGGCGGGUUUUCGUUAUUUAUUUCGCAGGAGUGGUUGCAGGUUCCCUGGGAGAUCCCAUUCACUCAGUGGUGGGGGCCAGCGGCGGUGUCUUGUCCAUUAUCACUGCCUAUAUCCCUGUCAUAAUCAUGAAUUGGAAGAAAAUGCCCUAUCGAAAAAUGCAACUCAUAAUGUUCGUUAGUGUUAUCAUUGGAAUCCUUAUUGAUUCCAUUGACAACAAGUAUGAAAUUGCAUGGCUUACUCAUUUUUUUGCGGUUAUGGCAGGUUUUUUAGUCAGCAUAGUUGUUUCAAAGGAUCAAAAACUUAAAGAGAAAGGAAACAUAAAACGAUGGAUUGCCCUGGCUUGUUAUGUGAUACUCAUGUUGCUCGAAAUCUGUUGUAAUAUUUUCUACAGUUAUUAUUUCCCCGUACAAAUUUAAAGCGUGCCUUUUAUGUUUUUUUGUUUUAAUAAAAGUUUACAAAAUU
Messenger RNA from Zophobas morio, 1304 nucleotides. RefSeq names its product rhomboid-related protein 2-like. The record is from RefSeq and is a predicted model, not a curated record. Bases 392 to 1258 code for a protein of 288 amino acids. Gene Ontology annotation, cellular component: membrane. NCBI's taxonomy places the organism in Eukaryota, Metazoa, Arthropoda, Insecta, Coleoptera, Tenebrionidae. The transcript has 4 exons. Gene Ontology annotation, molecular function: serine-type endopeptidase activity.